This is a messenger RNA of Daldinia childiae, 3591 nucleotides long. Its product is annotated as Chromosome segregation protein sudA. Lineage: Eukaryota; Fungi; Ascomycota; Sordariomycetes; Xylariales; Hypoxylaceae. Gene Ontology annotation, molecular function: ATP binding; double-stranded DNA binding; protein binding. The coding region runs from base 1 to 3591 and encodes 1196 amino acids. Gene Ontology annotation, cellular component: chromosome. The transcript has 4 exons. The record is from RefSeq and is a predicted model, not a curated record. Gene Ontology annotation, biological process: mitotic sister chromatid cohesion.
AUGUACAUAAAACAGAUCAUCAUACAAGGCUUUAAGAGCUACAAGGACCAGACGGUCAUGGAGCCCUUUUCGCCCGGUACGAAUGUCAUCGUAGGUCGCAAUGGUUCUGGAAAGAGUAACUUUUUCGCCGCGAUACGAUUCGUCCUGAGUGACGCAUACACCCAAAUGAAUCGCGAGGAACGCCAGGCGCUACUACACGAAGGCUCAGGCUCAGCAGUUAUGUCUGCUUAUGUCGAAGUUAUCUUCGAUAAUAGUGAUGACCGAUUCCCGACCGGAAACAAGGAGGUUGUCCUACGCCGUACAAUUGGUUUAAAGAAGGACGAGUACUCGGUCGAUAAGAAAGUUUCUACCAAAGCAGAUGUCGCAAAUCUGCUCGAGGCUGCCGGAUUUUCGAGGUCGAACCCCUACUAUAUCGUACCACAGGGACGUGUCACGGCCCUCACUAAUAUGAAAGAGUCGGACCGGUUGAAUCUACUUAAGGAAGUUGCUGGAACUCAAGUCUACGAAUCCCGCCGCGCAGAGUCGCUUAAGAUCAUGACGGAAACAAAUAAUAAAAGGGAGAAGAUCGACGAACUACUAGAUUAUAUUAAGGAACGUCUUAGCGAGCUAGAGGAAGAGAAGGAGGAGUUGCGUGAUUACCAGGAUAAGGAUCGCGAGCGUAGGUGCUUAGAGUAUGCGUAUUAUCACAAGGACCAGGUCGCUACGCAGGAGGCUCUAGAAGAAUUAGAAGAAUCGCGUCAGGGGGGCAUUGAGGAUACGGACGAGAACCGCGAAGCAUAUAACUCGGGUAUGAGAGUCAUCGCUACUCUAGACGCCGAGAUACAUAAGCUCCAGCAACAGAUGGAGCUUCUUCGUAUAGACCGUCGGCAGCUUGACGAAGACCGCCGAGAAAGUGCUAAGGCGAUGGCGAACGCCGAGUUGGUCGUCAAAAGUUUAUCGGACAGCAUGUCAGCUCAAGACCAAGCCAGAUCCCAACAUGAUGCAGAGCUAGACGAAGUGAAGACGACAAUAGCGCAGAGGGAGACCGAACUAAAGAAGCUGACCCCUGAUUUUGAGAAGGCAAAACGGAAGGAGGCAGAAAUCAAGCAAGCUUUAGAUUCGGCAGAAGCUGGACGGCAGCGCCUCUUUACGAAGCAGACCAGGGGAAGUCAAUUUAAAAGCAAAGCAGAGCGGGACGCGUGGUUGCGAAAAGAAAUAGAUGAACUCAACGUAACACUGAGUCAGCAAAGGGCGAAUCGUCUCGAUGCUGAUGAAGAAGUUAAGACUAUUCAAGCUACUAUUCAACAGCUCGAGAACGAGAUUGCGGACCUACGACAUAGAAACGAAGGAUUUGGUGGUGAUCGACUAGCUCUCGCCGAAGAAGUAACCAAUGCGAAAGAUGUCCUAGACAAGCUCAACGAAGAGCGAAAACUACUCCGUCGAGAAGACGACAAGUUGGAGACAAUCAUCGCAAACGCUCAAGGCGAGUUGGCUAAUGCCGAACGGGAACUAUCUCAUACCAUGGACCGCGCUACCUCUCGAGGUAUAGCAUACAUACAACGAAUGAAACGCGAGAAUGACAUCCCGGGUGCGUACGGUACGUUAGCUGAGCUCCUGGAUGUUAACGAGGCGUACCGGUUGCCGGUAGAACAGGUCGCUGGUGCUAGUUUGUUUCACUACGUGGUCGAUAACGACGACACUGCGACAUAUCUAGCCAGUACGCUUCAGAAAAACUUCGGAGGGAGAAUCACAUUCAUGCCACUCUCCAGAUUAAAGCCACGGAUGCCGAACCUUCCAAGAGCUAACGAUGCAGUUCCGUUGCUCAGCAAGAUCAAGUACAGCGCCGAAUAUGAAAAAGCGUUUCAGCAAGUCUUCGGCAACACAAUUAUUUGUCCAAACCUCACAAUUGCCAGCCAAUACGCGCGAAGCCAUGGUGUACAUGGUGUUACUCCAGACGGAGAUACCAGUAAUAAGCGUGGUGCAAUGACGGGUGGAUAUAUCGAUACGCGAAAAUCGCGUUUAGAAGCCGUACGAGCCGUUAACAAGUGGAGGGAAGAAUACGAUCAGCUAAAGUCUAGGGCAAACGACAUACAAAAGAGAAUAGAGCAAAAGGACCAAGAGAUCACCAACGCAUUAGGCGAGGAGCGCAGACUAGCGCAGAGACUCCGACAAAUGGAAGAUGGCUAUGGACCGCUGCGAGCAGAAUUGAAUUCAAAGAAUAACCAGGUAGAUCGUGAAAGAGAUCGACUUGAAGCGGCAAUCAAACGGCGGGAUGUUGUCGAGAGGAACAUGAAGCAGUUCCAAGAUAACCUCAGCGCACAUGAAGCCGAGCUGGCUUCGGACUUUAAGAAGGUCUUGACAGCUAACGAGGAGAAACAACUUGAGAGCCUCGGUGCCACCGUUCAAGAGUUACAAAAAGAGUGGAAUGAGGUCAGCAAUAAGCGGAGAGAGCUUGAAAGUCGCAAGCGAAAACUAGAGCUGGAUCUGCGAACAAACCUCCAGCUCAAACUCGAUCAGCUCACUAGUCAAGCGUUUGAGACUGCUUCCAGUGGUACUACUAACUUGAAAGAAGCCAAGCGGGAGCUCAAGAAAGCACAAACGACGACAGCUUCAGUUCAGAGCAAGAUUAAGGUCAACGAUCAACAGAUUGAAUCCGCCGAAUCUGAGAUUGCGAGCCUAGAAAAGCAAAAGGCUGAGAAGGAAGCACAACAACAGGAGAUUGCGAGAGAGAUUAAGAAGCAAGAGAAGAGGAUGGACAAGAACAGGCAGAUGAAGGCUUUGUUGACAACAAGGGCGACAGAGCUAGCCAAGAAUAUUCGAGACCUCGGUGUCUUGCCAGAAGAAGCCUUCGAGAAAUACGAGAGGUUUGAUCAUAAGACCGUUGUCUCACGGUUAAAGAAGGUUAAUGAUGCCCUGAAGAAGUACAAGCAUGUUAACAAGAAAGCUUUUGAGCAAUACAACAGCUUUACCAACCAACAAGACCAGCUACUGAAGCGUCGCAAGGAACUUGACCAGUCACAGGCGUCAAUCGAGGAGUUAGUUGCUCACCUCGAUCAACGCAAGGAUGAGGCGAUCGAGCGAACAUUCAAGCAAGUGUCCAAAGAAUUUGCUACCAUCUUCCAACGUCUAGUGCCUGCUGGCCAUGGCCGUCUAGUGAUUCAACGCAGAGCCGACCGACGAGUCGACCCGGAAGACUCUGAUGAGGAACAGCGGAGUAGCGUAGAGAACUAUACAGGCGUCGGAAUCAGCGUCUCGUUCAACUCUAAGACCGCGGACGAGCAACAGCGCAUCCAGCAGCUCUCAGGUGGUCAAAAGAGUCUCUGCGCUCUCUGUCUCAUAUUUGCCCUCCAACAGACAGAAUCCAGCCCUAUGGUCAUCUUCGACGAGGUCGACGCCAAUCUGGACGCGCAAUACCGAACAGCUGUGGCUGGGCUCCUGCAGUCCAUAUCGGCCGAGGCGGGCACACAAUUCAUCUGCACGACGUUCCGACCGGAGAUCGUACACGUGGCCGACAGGUGCUACGGCGUGCUAUUCCGCAACAAGAACAGCACAAUUAACUGCGUGAGUACGGAGCAGGCGCUCGACUUCGUCGAAGGCCAGGCACCGAGGUAA